ACAGUUGCACGGCCCCUGUCCCCGCCCAUUGCUGCCCGUCACUGUUACUGCGCCUCCUCCUGCCAUAGAGAGACGGAAGCGGAAGGGCCGCUGUGUGUGUAGUUGGGUCUCCCUUGUCACUGUGUAUAUUAUUAUUCCUUAUUACUAGCCGGGAAAUGGCUGCCUCGCUGCCUUCACAGUUCAAGUCCCUGCAGCAUCACCUGAGGACCGCACAGGAGCAUGAUAAGCGGGACCCGGUGGUGGCUUAUUACUGUCGCUUGUAUGCCAUGCAAACUGGAAUGAAAAUUGAUAGUAAAAGUCCAGAGUGUCGCAAAUUUCUGUCAAAACUUAUGGAUCAGCUGGAAACUCUGAAGAAGCAGCUGGGCGACUGUGACUCCAUUACUCAGGAAAUAGUUGGCAGUGCCCAUAUAGAGAAUUAUGCACUGAAAAUGUUCCUGUAUGCAGACAAUGAGGACAGAGCUGGCAGGUUCCAUAAAAAUAUGAUAAAGUCUUUCUACACAGCUAGUCUUCUGCUUGACACGUUAAGUGUGUUUGGUGAACUCACUGAAGAGAAUGUUCAGCAUAGGAAAUAUGCUAGAUGGAAAGCUACAUAUAUUCAUAAUUGUCUCAAGAAUGGGGAGACUCCUGAAGCUGGGCCUAUCGGAUGGGAAGGAGAAGAAUACAACGAAGAUGAUGAUCAGGGAACCUUUUCUAUGAGCAAUGAAGCUCCUGAGAGGACAGGCUCCACUUACCAACCUGGUAGUAUGCCGACUUCUAACUACAGCGGAAUCCAGAUUCCUCCUGGGGCACACGCCCCGGCCAACACUCCAGCAGAGAUUCCACACAGCACAGGUGUAGCGAGCAAUACCACUACACAUCCAACUUCGCAAAAUAUACCUGCUGUAGACCCAUCUCUGUACAGUGCACAAAAACAAGGUGAGGCUAAUUUGACACCUGAAGAUUUUGCCAAGGCACAGAAAUACUGCAAAUACGCUGGUAGUGCGUUACAGUAUGAGGAUGUGAACACUGCAGUGCAGAACCUCCAGAAAGCCUUGAAGUUGCUCACUACUGGCAGAGAAUGAUGCAACCACUGGUUCUCUUCUUGGGCUUCAAAAACACAACUCUUUUCAGUGAUUCCACAUGUAGAAAAUGCCCUUCUUGUGGUCAAACACAAAGAUGAAGAUAUAACACUCAAUCCUCCAAUAGCAUUUGUUAUUUUUUGAUCAUCCCAGAUAUCAUUUGAGGAGGCGAUACAUUAAAAAGUCCUUGCUAUGUUUACAUGUGUGGUUUAUGUUUCUUUAUAAUCUCUGCAAAAUAAAUGUUCAUUUUCUGA
Molecule: messenger RNA, 1312 nt
Organism: Pseudophryne corroboree (corroboree frog)
Lineage: Eukaryota; Metazoa; Chordata; Amphibia; Anura; Myobatrachidae
Gene: VTA1
Product: vesicle trafficking 1
Exons: 8
Coding region: 156-1061 (301 amino acids)
Biological process (GO): late endosome to vacuole transport via multivesicular body sorting pathway
Cellular component (GO): multivesicular body
Source: RefSeq, a predicted model, not a curated record